ACACGUGCAUCGUUCUCGCAUAACAGUUUGCAACUUCCAUCAAAAUAACUAAGUUUUAAAGUUACAAGAGUUAAAUUAAAUUUAAAAUUCCUAUCAGCCUCUAAGCAAUGCCAAAAUGUUGAAAAGUGUAAAAAUAGUUUUGAACUUCCGUGCAAGCUUUUCGUCCGCUGCUCGACUGGCCUCCACGUCCGCCGAUCGCAGAACGCCGGUCAUCACCUGCAAGCGAACGCAGUACAACCAGUUUGUGGAUCAGUUUCCCUCCAGCGCGGAACCAACAAAGUUCGGCAGUCUCGAGCUGGUUUCGUCGGGUUGGCGGCACCGCAAGGCCACGGGAGAUUAUUUCAUCAUCCAUCCGGUGCGUCAACCGUUUGAGGCUCAUGCGCUGAGUGAGGUUUCGUUCCGGGACUUGGGCGUUCGGGAGGAUUUGGUGGAGAAUCUGAAGCAGCGCCAUGCGUUAUUUCCUACGACGUAUCAAGCGGAGGCCAUGCCGGCAGUGCUGAAUGGGGACCAUGUGCUGCUGGCGGCGGAGACCGGAUGUGGCAAGACGUACAGCUAUUUGGUGCCAAUUGUUGAAGGGAUUUUGCGAAGAAAGUUGAACGGAGGAGAACGAGAGUUCAACUCGCCGCUGGUGCUGAUAAUGACCCCUGGGAGGGAGCUGGCGCAGCAAAUUGGGCGGGUUGUUGAGGGAUUGACGCGGGGGUUGGAUAUAACGUCGAGAGUCUUGUUGGGAGGAAGAACGCGCCAGCAAAUGCUGAAUCCCCACUUUGAAGAGGUUGAUAUUUUGGUGGCCAGUUUUGGAGCUAUCAGCAAGCUGAUUACCAGUGGGAUCUAUAGAACCGAUGCCGUACGGUGGGUUGUUCUGGAUGAAGCCGACACAUUGUUGGACGACAGUUUUAACGCAAAGUUGCUGCACCUGAUGAAGCGAUUUCCGUUCCACAAAAACCAACUCCAAGAUUUGGGAGAUAACGUUCGGGGCACGCAGCUGGUGCUGGCCGCGGCAACGAUGCCUACCAACAUGGACGAACUGCUCGGUCGGUUGGUGAACAUCGAAACCAUGGAGGAGGUCGUUAGUCCCAACCUGCAUCGCUUGAUGACGCACGUUUCGCAGCGAUUUAUGCGAGUUACCAAAAAAGACCGGCCGCAAAUAUUGCUGGACCUGGUCCGAAAAGACAUCAAACGGCAACGCCCGUUGAUCAUCUUCAGCAACAAGACGGCAACGUGUGACUUUGUUUCGAUACAACUCAACGAGGCGGGCAUUCCCUGCGUGAAUCUCAACGGGGACAUGCUGCUGAAGAUUCGCCUCGGACAGUUUGAAAAGUUCCAGCAAGCCGAAGUGAAUGUCCUAUCAACGACGGACGUCGCCAGUCGUGGCCUGGACACAACUCGGGCGGCGCACGUGAUAAACUUUGACUUUCCACUGUACGCCGCCGAUUACAUCCAUCGGAUUGGGCGGAUCGGACGGGUUGGCAGCCGGGGCGACUGUCUGGUGACGAAUCUGGUGUCCAGCCAGGCGGAGAUUGAUGCCGUUCAGCGGGUGGAACACUCGGCGAGGGCAAACGAUCCGCUGGCCAACGUGAAUGCGAACGUGAAAGGUAUUAUACGGCGAAAAAUUGAGAAAAGUUUAAAGGCUUUGGACGGCACGGCGGGGAACUGAACAAUAAGUGAAGAUAAAUAGGUUCAUAAAG
Molecule: messenger RNA, 1685 nt
Organism: Culex pipiens pallens (northern house mosquito)
Lineage: Eukaryota; Metazoa; Arthropoda; Insecta; Diptera; Culicidae
Gene: Dbp21E2
Product: probable ATP-dependent RNA helicase DDX28
Exons: 1
Coding region: 116-1654 (512 amino acids)
Molecular function (GO): nucleic acid binding; ATP binding
Source: RefSeq, a predicted model, not a curated record